AUGACGAUAGCUCCUGCCAGGGUGAACUUUGGACUUGUCCACAGCAUGAGGUUGGGCCUCUCUGUUCUUUUUAUGGGAUCAACUUCUUCUGACAAUGGCACCGUCUCCAAGAACACCCUCGUCAGCGACGCCGUCGAGGGCACCCCCCGGAGUGCCAUCCGCCCCUGCCUCGAGAGCACGAACGCCUGGCUCUUCGUCCACUCCGAGGCGAUCUCCGAGGCCCUCAAACGCUACCGCGCCUUCCAGCGCGAGCGCAAGCUCGAGGACAACGACUCCAUGGGCGCCGUCUUCGAAGGCCGCUUCUACGGCCCCGACGAGUUCAGGUCCACUGAUACCAUGCCCAGCCGCGCCGAGCUCUUCGGCAAGAUCCUAUGUGCCCUGCAGAGCCUCGCCGUCUGCGCCGCUCGACGUUUCGCGCCCAGACUCACUCAAUCGACCCAAAGGACCCAUUUGGACAUACAUGAAUUUACCAAUCUAACCUUAAAAAAAUAUUAA
This is a messenger RNA of Musa acuminata AAA Group (dessert banana), 495 nucleotides long. Its product is annotated as large ribosomal subunit protein uL10c-like. Bases 1 to 495 code for a protein of 164 amino acids. Lineage: Eukaryota; Viridiplantae; Streptophyta; Magnoliopsida; Zingiberales; Musaceae. The record is from RefSeq and is a predicted model, not a curated record. The transcript is spliced from 2 exons. Gene Ontology annotation, cellular component: large ribosomal subunit. Gene Ontology annotation, biological process: translation. Gene Ontology annotation, molecular function: structural constituent of ribosome.